Maudiozyma saulgeensis is the source of this 225-nucleotide messenger RNA. The record is from the annotation of a GenBank genome assembly. NCBI's taxonomy places the organism in Eukaryota, Fungi, Ascomycota, Saccharomycetes, Saccharomycetales, Saccharomycetaceae.
AUGGAGAGCACGUUAAAGGCACAGAUACAGAAGAUCUCCAAUAAUUUGAAUGAAAAACUGCUACGAGAUGGCUGGAUGGAUGAAGUACGUCGAAUGACCAUGGAUGAAAUUAGUUCAAAUAAAUCUACCAACUAUGCGGAUAUUCUAGCUAAGAUAGAACCUCAAGCUCUAAGUAUGUAUACCAGCGGAACUUGCUUUUAUGUGCUAUGUUAUUACUCUCAUUAA